Molecule: messenger RNA, 2271 nt
Organism: Chanos chanos (milkfish)
Lineage: Eukaryota; Metazoa; Chordata; Actinopteri; Gonorynchiformes; Chanidae
Product: probable peptidyl-tRNA hydrolase 2
Exons: 7
Coding region: 278-832 (184 amino acids)
Cellular component (GO): cytosol
Molecular function (GO): protein binding; peptidyl-tRNA hydrolase activity
Source: RefSeq, a predicted model, not a curated record
UGGAGUCAUUCUUUCAACAAACAUGCUGUUGAUAAAACUGCAAACUGCUUACACCCAGUUCUGCACGUUGAUAUACGUUUGCAAAUUGCACUAGCACUCCAGAUCUUACCGAAACGAGGGAAUAAUCGCAUGGUGGUAGUAAAUCGAAGCGGUUCAUCGACACUCCUGGAUCAUAGCUAGCAAAGCUAACCUGCUACGAAGAACAGCAGUACGGGUUAGCGUGAGUGGCUAGCUAAUCACCAUCCUCCCUGGAGCCUGAGUCAUUGUCCUUAAAAAGAUGGAGUCUUCAGACCAGUCUGGCCCAGAUUCUGGGGCUCAGGAAGUGAACCUCGUCUUCCUGCAGCAGCUGCGAGAACUGGACAUCCCAGAGGAGGCUGCCAAACAGGCACUCUUACACACCAGGAAUGUCUCUGCUGAGGAAGCUGCCAUGUACUACUUCAACAAACUGGAAAAUGAGGAGGAAGGAGAUGAGGAUGUCAUGUAUAAGAUGGUCUUUGUGGUGAACAUGGAUCUGUCCAUGGGUGUUGGCAAGGUGGCGGCCCAGGUGGGUCACGCAGCAGUGGGGUUGUAUCAGGCCAUGCAGGAGAAGAACAGCUGGCGGGAAAUGGCCUGGAAAUGGGAUCACGCCGGGGCUAAGAAGGUGGUCUUACAGGGCACAAACAUGGCUCACCUGUUGGAGCUCCAGGCCCUGGCUAUGAGCCUCAGUCUUCCCACAUACCUGGUACAGGAUGCAGGACUCACACAGGUGGAGUCUGGCUCACGCACUGUGCUGGCCAUAAUGGGAGAAGAAGAGAUGGUGAACAAUGUUACUGGGAGUCUGAAGCUGCUUUGAGUGCGCUGUAAGGCGAAGGGUCUUACAUAAGGAAACCCAGAGCUGUGACGUAGCACUCAGUAACCACUGAGGGGCAGCAUACCCUGACAACAUCAAGGCUUGAAGUAUGGCAAAGUGUAUCAGAGGAAAAAAAAACCCAUCCUGAACAAUAACCACCCUAUAGGAUCCACGCAAAAAAACAUACGCACGCACGCACGCACACACACACACACACACUUUUCAUACCAACAUGUGAAAUGCCAUUCCUGCUCCAAGUCCUGUCUGAGGGCUGCUAAUGCAGAGAGGUUGCCUGCAUGGCUCUCUCAUUCCAGACAGUCUGGUGUUUACAUUAUAUACAUAUAAGUAUAAUGUAUUUAAUGUUUAUGACACACUGAUGGGAUUUCUGAAUUUGGAAAAACACUAGUGUAGGGGAGAAAUAAGUGUUUUCUGGAUGAGAAGGCCAGAGAUGGACAUUAAUCCUGACUGUGUGUAAUGAUUAGGGUAGAGAUGGUAUUCAUCCACCUUUAAAUUUCCCCAAACUUAAAACAUAAAUAUGUGUUCUGGUAAGAAUAUAUGAAUCUGAAAUAUUAUUACCCGGUGUAUUGGUGAUUGUCAAACCAAAGUAGUUAAUGUAAGUCAAAGAUUAAAAUUUAGUUGCUUUAAAAAAUAAAAAAAUGUAAAGUCACAUUAUGUAUAGACAUAGAAGCUUCCAGAAACCUGUAAUGGUUCACUGCAUAUCAAUAGAGGAACAACCUUCACCAUGCUGUCAGUGUGUAAAUCUGUGUUUGUAUAUAUUACCUAUUGUAACAACACACGUAUGCAAGUAAGAUUCCCCUCCUGCAGAAUCCCAGUGUGUAAACUAAUAUGGAUGGACAUUGAGGUACAAUGACCAAUAUUCAAAGCCAUAUGUUUACUGUGCUGUGCCAUUAUCGGUGUCCCUGGCAGUCAUUAUUGGACUGUUAUUUUUAUAUAUAUAUAUUCAUAUUUGUUUUGUUCUGUUUUCUGUAAAGGCACGUUUGAAUUGUUGACUGUCAGUUGUUGAACUACAGAGGUUGUGUAUCUGCAAUAACAGUGUGAUAUUAGUUUGUAAUGACAAAAUGCUCGUGGUAAUUUAGGCCCAUAUCCUGCUCGCCUGGUAACAGUCUUAAGUAUGCAGACGUCCUGUGUGCGUGUGUGUGCACACGCAUGUUUCUCCCCUAUAAUUUAAUUACACUUUUGCAAGUCUUGUUAUUUUUUUAGUGUGUUGUCUAUUGAGAGAUGACCAGUUGAAAUCGAUGUUACUCAUAAAAUAUUGUAAGGUGUUGAUGGUUUGAGUUUAUUAUAUACACCAGAGACAUUUUGUUGCCAGGCUGUUGGCAAGACGUUUAACUACACAACAAAAUCAUCUUGCAUCUGCCACUGAACAACUGGUUCUUUGAAAGUUUGAGAAAAAGACAAAUGAUUAAAAAAGUUUCCACUGC